Messenger RNA from Caenorhabditis remanei, 531 nucleotides. RefSeq lists its product as uncharacterized. NCBI's taxonomy places the organism in Eukaryota, Metazoa, Nematoda, Chromadorea, Rhabditida, Rhabditidae. The transcript has 2 exons. Bases 1 to 531 code for a protein of 176 amino acids. The record is from RefSeq and is a predicted model, not a curated record.
AUGGUCAUUGAAUUCUACGUUCUCGAUACACUGAGGUCAAAAGUUUUCAUUUUGUCUCAGGUAUUUUUGGGCAAGGCUCCUGGACGACCUGGAGAUCCAGCUUGUCCUGGGUGUCCUGGUUGUCCACGUGGUCCCUUUGGUCCAGCUGGUCCUGGUGCUCCAACGCCUCCUCCGUAUCCUGGUUGUCCUGGUGCACCGGAAUCUCCUUGUGGUCCUGGAGAUCCUGGAGCUCCUGGUGGUCCUUGUGGGCAUGGACGACAUGGUGGUGGAGUGAUUGGGUGGCAUGGUUGUGCUGGUGGUCUUCCUGGAUUUCCUGGAAGUCCUCCGGCUCCUGGACGUCCUGGUCUUCCUGGCUUUCCUGGAGUUCCAGCUGGUCCAGCUGAUCCUGGGAGACAGCAUCCAGAGCAAGAUCCUGCAUUUCCUCCAUUAUUGCCAGCGGAAGCGAAUGAAUCAACAGAUCCAGAAUCAAAGUCAUAUCCGGCUUGGCGAGCAAAACGAGUGUUGUUGUUCUUUGGAUUAGAACGAAUAUGA